UAUAUAUGCUUCAGUGAGGAGCGUGUGCAUGUGCAUCAGAGAGCCUCUCACCUUCACCUCCUCCCUCCCCAUGUGUGACAGAGAGGCUUGACGCGGUCAUUGGUGCGUCCCUUAAACGUGUCACAACUUUUGAUGGAUUACCCCACUUCUGAGUGCUCAGGUGCGGCUCACUUCUCUCCGUCCACUCACUAGUGCGCGUCUCUCCAAACCUGCCCGAACAGAGUCAAAGCAAAGUCAACAUGCUCUCAGAGUCGUUCUCGUGGCUGCACCUGUGCAGUUUCGUGUCCGCGGUGCUGUCCACGCUGGUGGUGCUGAGCGCGCUCACGGUGAAGGGAACGAGCGCGGCCACCACGGGCUGCCCGAAGUGCGGUAUGCCGGCGAUGGAGAAGGGCGCGGAGGAACGUUACCUGGUCGAGAUAGCCAAACAGCAGAUUCUGAACAAGCUUCACCUGCGGGAGAGGCCGAACAUCACGCAGACGGUGCCGCGGGCCGCGCUCAUGACGGCGCUGAGGAAGCUGCACGCGGGCCGCCUCAGACAGGACGGAACCCUGGAACUGGACAACAACUUACCGAACUCGCGCACGAGUAACCAGGCAUACGAGAUAGUCAGCUUCGCCGAUGUCGAUGACGAGGUUUCAGGCGGUUUCGACACCAGUCUGUCGUUCCAGUUCCUGCAGGAGAAAGGUCACAGCGUGCAGGUGCUGCAGUCGUCUCUGUGGCUGUACGUCCGGCCGGCUGACGGCGCUCAUCCAGGCGGGCGCGUGAAUGCCGAAAUCUAUCUGUCGACCGCCGCCAAUCGCACUCUGCUGCUCCAGAGGAGCGUGGAGGUGUCGCGGGGCGGCUGGCACACCUUCCCCGUCACCGCCACCUUGCAGGCCUUCCUGGACGGAGGCCAGCGGCGUCUCCGUCUAGAGGUGCACUGCGAAGACGGCGGACGCAACCUGUGUAGCCGCGACGCCUCCGGCGAGCACCAGCCCUUCCUGGUGGCGCAAGUGCGUCUGCGCGAAGACCCCUCCACGCACGCCCUGAGCAAGCGCUCGCUGCGGUGCGGCGACGACGUGAGCGUGUGCUGCAAGAAAGACUUGUACAUCAAGUUCCGCGACAUACAGUGGCAGGACUGGAUCAUUGCGCCGGAGGGCUACCACAUGAACUACUGCAUGGGACAGUGUCCGCAGCAUUUGUCCGGGUCGCCCGGCAUCGCCUCCUCGUUUCACGCCACCGUCUUCAGCCAGCUGAAGGCCAACGGCAUCCAAACGGCCGUGUCGUCCUGCUGUGUGCCCAUCCAGAGACGCCCGCUCUCCAUGGUCUACUUCAACUCUCAGCACACCAUCGUGAAGACCGACGUCCCGGACAUGAUCGUCGAGUCCUGCGGGUGCACAUAGAGAACGAUCGCAGGGCACAACAAACUUUCCAUGCAUUAGCAGUACACUUAUUUAUCUGCUUUAUCAUGAGAGGUGAAACACCUUCUAAUCAAGGCUUUCUGUCUAAGCAAAGCAUAUGCAUUCUAGUUUUUUAUGAGCCCAGUCUCUUGGUACUAUAGUUCGUGCUUUCAUUUUGCAUUCUCUUUAUUGCCAGAAAUUGACUUUUACGUGCAUAUGAUGCUUUUUUCCGUGCAUCUGAUAUGCAUUUUUUGCAUGCAUACGAUAUGAAAUCUACACACCCAACCGAUUCUACCCAACGGGUAAAUUUUGUGUACCAGAUGCAUGAAAAAAAAGAAAUUUUGCAUGCAAAAUGAAAACAUGAUCUAUGCUAUAGAUACGCAGCACCAGGAGAUUAGUCAGGCAGGUUUUUAUAGAGGUUCAAAUACUCAGGGAAAUCAAAGCACGCUGGCCUGACUCGGCACGGUUACCCAACAUGACGGGUAAACAUUUAGAUAUUGCCACACGUCCCAGAAAGUAGAUGAGUAGAUGAAAGUGGCACAUCACACUGCAAAAAAAAAAAAAAAAGAUUUUCGCUUUGUAUCUUUGUCAUGUUUUCCAGUACAAUUCUAAACAUUCAUAAAUCAGGAUACAUUUACUUGAGAAGCAAAUUGAGUUAAGACAAAAUAAAGUGAGUUUACACUUAAAACAAGGGGAAGCAAAAUUGCCAAUGGGGUCAUUUUGCUUCUCAAGUAAAUGUAUCUUGAUUUAAGAUUCUCAAAAACACUAAGAUGUUUUUGCAUGCAAUGCAGUAUCUUUCUCUCACAAUAGCUCACUUUUGACUGUUUACGCUGAGCACCAGCAAAUGCAACUAAACAUUAUGUAGUACUGGCUUUCUUUUCAAGCUGCUUAUUCAGUUCAAACAGAUACACUUACUUUUUUUGUAAUAUUAAUAAUAAUAAUGUUUUAUUUAUAUAGCGCCUUUGCAAAAGCUGUACAAUUAAUGUACGAUAAUCUACAAACAGUACAAUACUCUACAUUGUACAUGUUACAAGUGUAUUUUUGCCAUGUUUUGGUGUGUAUUUUGUCUCGUGUCUUAUGUUGUUUCGUUUGAAGCACUUCCUAGGGAUGCAUAUCAGUGUGGGGAAUCACUGCAUCGGACGGGUUUGGGCUCACAGCAUUCUGCAACUGCACUUUAUAUGUUAUUUUGCGUAGUUAGUACGAAUCAAGUCAUGCGAAUCAAAUCAAAUACAUGUGUUUUGUUUAUUUUUGCUUCGACAAAAAUAAUACUGUAACUUGUGGCACAAUAUUAAAGCUCUUAGACGGAGCAGUAACUCACUGAGAUUCUAUAAUUUUUUAAUAAAGGAAUAUUUUCUUAUAAGUGGGAGAGCUUGGAAAUGUGUACUGUAUUGUACGAUGUAAUUUUGCUGAAUGUGUGAUUUUAAAAAUAAAAAUUUUACCUACUA
This is a messenger RNA of Megalobrama amblycephala (Wuchang bream), 2824 nucleotides long. RefSeq names its product inhibin beta B chain. The transcript is spliced from 2 exons. The record is from RefSeq and is a predicted model, not a curated record. NCBI's taxonomy places the organism in Eukaryota, Metazoa, Chordata, Actinopteri, Cypriniformes, Xenocyprididae. Gene Ontology annotation, biological process: SMAD protein signal transduction; BMP signaling pathway. Gene Ontology annotation, molecular function: cytokine activity; growth factor activity; hormone activity. Gene Ontology annotation, cellular component: extracellular region. The coding region runs from base 240 to 1382 and encodes 380 amino acids.